AUGCAGGGCUUGGGGGAGGUGGAGGACAGCGUGACCGUGCAGGUCAACGAUGACGGCAGUAGGGGAGGAGAGGCGAGCACGACGCCGCCGCAGCAUCAGCCGCCCAACAACGCCGGCGUGCCCAAGCCCAAGCGUCUGGCGUGUAUGGUCUGCCGGAAGAGGAAAUUGAGGUGCGACGGCAACAGGCCGUGUUGUAGUACCUGCACGAGGCUGGGCCACGACUGCGCGUACGACGAGGUCAGGAGGAAGAGCGGUCCCAAGCGUGGCUAUGUGAAGGCUCUGGAGGAACGGUUGAAACAAGUCGAGACGCUGCUCAAGACGCAGGAACCGCCAGCAGCGACCGCCUCCAAGACCGCCAGCAGCAAUACGCCACCCAUAAGUUCCCGCACCGAGCCCAAGAUCAGUAGUACCACACCACCAGUACCGUCCCUCAAUGUGCCUGACCCGCCUAUCAAUGCUGGCGGUGGCCGAGAAAGGGAUUGCUGGGACUUUACCGGCGACAACUCUCCCAGACCGCAGCAGCAGCAGCUUGCACCUGAUACCUUCGACUUCAACUCGAUCAACAUGCAGAACAACUUCACCUGGGAGAUGAUAGGCCUGGGCUUGGAGGAGCCCCUACCUCCACAAGAAUCCAUUGAUGAAUUUCACCAGAUAUACUUUGAAAAGAUCCACCCUUCUAUGCCGAUGAUACAUAAAUACCGCUAUCUUGCGGCUAUGAACCUAGCACCAAAUCAACGGCCACCGGUAUGCCUCAGAUACGCAAUAUGGACAAUGGCUUGUUCGGUGUCGGACAAGUUCUCGUCUCUCCGAGAUUUAUUCUACCAGAGGGCUAGGAAGUAUGUCGAGGCCGAUUAUAUCAAGGGGUUUGGAGAGCACCUGAUCUCGGUCGCCCACGCUCAGACCCACUGUCUGCUCGCCCAAUACGAGUUCAAGAUGAUGUUCUUCCCGAGGGCCUGGAUGAGCACUGGCUCGGCCGUCCGUUUGUCCCAGAUGAUGGGGCUGCACAGACUUGACGGCGGUGGCCUGGAUGUGAAGAUGUGCAUUCCGCCCCCACGGGAUUGGACUGAAAGAGAGGAAAGGAGACGGACUUUCUGGAUGGCCUUUAUUGAGGACAGGUACGCCAGCAUCGGCACGGGGUGGCCCAUGACCGUCGACGAAAAGGACAUCACGUCCAACAUGCCCUCGUCGGAGGAUGCCUUCGACAUGAGCAGGCCUGAGCAGACGCAGACCCUCUCGGAAUCCAUGACCCCAGCCGGUGCCGGCAAGAUCUCCACCAUGGGUGGCAUCGUGCUCAUGGCAUGUCUCUUCGGCCGCAACCUUCUCCACCUUCACCGACCGGAUGUCGAUGAUCGAGACCACGAUCUGAACGGAGAGUACUGGAAGCGGCAUCGAAACCUGGACAACAUUCUCCUCAACACCUCUCUGUGUUUGCCGGCCCACCUGAAGUUACCUGCUGGGCUGUCGAACCCGAACGUCAUCUUCACCAACAUGUGUAUACAUACCUCGACCAUCUGUCUCCACCAGGCCGCCAUCUUCAAGGCAGACAAGAACAGAUUGCCUGCCUCAGUAAGCUCCGAGAGCAAAGUACGCUGCAUCACCGCGGCCAACGAGAUCGCCAGCACCAUGCGGAUGAUUUCGCACAUUGAUCUCUCCACUAUCAACCCCUUCACCUCCUUCUGUCUCUAUGUUGCCGCCCGAGUCUUUGUGCAGUACCUGAAGAGUCGACCUGACGAGAGCCAAACUGCCGACUCUCUAAGGUUCCUUCUUGCGGCGAUGGGCGCGCUGAGGAGGCGCAACCCGCUGACAGAGUCUUUCCUGGUCCAGCUGGAUGUGGACCUUGAGGCUUUGGGAACGCGCAUCCCGAAGCUGAGGUCGGCCUUCCCGCGCAGUACGGAGUCGAGCAAUGAAGCGGCCGACGCUGGCAAGACCCCUGAUAUGCUCGAUAUUGAUCCAGCCCUCUCAAGUGCCCCCCAACAACCCAUCCCGAGCUUCAGCUCGCUGAAUGCGCAGUGGCGAAACGAGAGCUCCAGGGCAAUCCUCGAGAAGAUGCGGCAGGCUGGAUCCAAUGCGAACUUCUUCGGGUCGAGUCUGAUACAGGAGCUGGGCGUCGAGGCCACCGGCGACAUGUCUCUCUCGCCGGACGCGGCACACUCUUCGGACCGGCCGACGCCCAACUCAAGCACAUCUGCCUCGGACCGGCACAACAGCGGCAGCGGCAACCUUACGGCCGCGGGCAGCAGCAGCCGUUCAGGCCGAAACUCGUUCGAGGCCUCCCCGGCGUCCUCGUCUACGAACUUGCAAGGCCAGGGCGGCCGCAUGCCGGGCGAUGCCGUGCACAACAUGUUCGAUAGUAUACCGGAGGGCCUAUCUGGACACGACAUGCCAACGGGACUUACGCCAGGCAGACCAUUCAGCAUGUCGAUGGAGACGCCCAAGGACACGACGGGGUCUGGCGACGCCACCGGCACAGGCGACUUCAACUGGGAGAACUUUGCCUCGACGGGCACGGGGAUGACGCCAAUGAGUGAGGGAAUGCUUCGGACGAUGCUGCAGAUGGGGCCCAUGGAGACGAUGGACUUGGGAUGGGACAAUCCUACUUGA
Messenger RNA from Cryphonectria parasitica EP155, 2601 nucleotides. RefSeq lists its product as uncharacterized. Gene Ontology annotation, cellular component: nucleus. The transcript has 6 exons. Bases 1 to 2601 code for a protein of 866 amino acids. Gene Ontology annotation, biological process: regulation of DNA-templated transcription; DNA-templated transcription. Gene Ontology annotation, molecular function: zinc ion binding; DNA binding; DNA-binding transcription factor activity, RNA polymerase II-specific. Lineage: Eukaryota; Fungi; Ascomycota; Sordariomycetes; Diaporthales; Cryphonectriaceae. The record is from RefSeq and is a predicted model, not a curated record.